This is a messenger RNA of Hydractinia symbiolongicarpus, 1259 nucleotides long. RefSeq lists its product as uncharacterized. The coding region runs from base 110 to 1006 and encodes 298 amino acids. The record is from RefSeq and is a predicted model, not a curated record. The transcript has 3 exons. Lineage: Eukaryota; Metazoa; Cnidaria; Hydrozoa; Anthoathecata; Hydractiniidae.
GUCAGCCAAAACUUUUAAUUUUUGAUUACCCUUUUUUGAAAAUAGUUCUGUUUUGAAAAUAGUAUUUAUUGUGAAAAGUUCUUCUUCAUACUAAGUACAAACACGUAUAAUGGCAUCAAAUAUGGGGCUCUUAUUUUUAACAUUGUUGAUAUGUAUCGUAUACAUUAGUAAAGGAGAUAUAUUACGAUUGUCUGAAUGCAACAAAUUUUAUGCUGUCUUUGAUGUUGUAUUCAACAAUUUUCUUCUAAUAAAUACGACAUAUUCUUUGGUUAGAAACAUCGAACUGAACAGAUGCUUGAUCAUAUGCAUGCAAUAUCCAAGGUGCAAAUCAUUCAGCUACAUGUUUCAUCACUCACAAUGCCGAAUACACCAUUCCACUAGAACUGACACUGGAAGUAACUUACAAAAGGAAAAUGGAUGGACACACUAUGAAACCAACGAGAAUGCAACGAACGUCGGCCCUGUUUGUGAAGAAAGAAAGCCAUGCAACUUCGGGAAAUGUGUGGAUACAUGUGAUGAUAAAGGCUACAAAUGUGAAUAUACCUGUUCGGGUGAAUGGAUUUUAUUGAAACGCAAUGUCUGCUUUGGAGCACGUGCAAACCAGUUUGGAACAUUUAAAUUAACACAUGACGCAGUAAUGACUGGCAUAAAAUUGGUACAUGUCGGUGGACCUGGUCUAACGUGCAUUGAAGACACACCGCCAACAAAGUGGGGAUGUGAUUAUGGCCACGGUUUUGUUGUAGAAAAUGUUGCGGCUGUCAUUACAGAUGAACAAAACAACACACUUUACCCAUCUAUGAAGUAUCAUAUAAGGCACGGAUUCUUCAAUGUUCCAGGAUACAAUGCCAACUCUUCGUACCUCAUCUAUAACGCAACAAGUUACACUGUUCACAAGGAACAGGAGCUGAGAAUCCAUUAUGGUGAAGCUUGGGCCUCUACUGGACAACCGGCUAAUAACAAUGGUACAUCAUGUGCCGAUAUUUAUGCGAAAUUGUGUUACAAAUAAGUUUUUUUGUGAUUGAUGCAAUCUUCUUCAGUCUGAACUAAGUAGAGAAAUAACUUUUUUUAUGUUUGCAAAGUAUUGGUUAAAUAUUGUGCAUUUUCUUCUUAAACUUUAAAUAAAGGAAAUUGAUUUUAAAGAAUUUUCACGAUGAACAUUUUAUAUCAAAUUUCAAUGUAGAUACACACGACGGUGAAGGAACUUAGGGGCUGUUCAUAUGGAGGCGGGCUGGCUCGGUUAGGCGGGCUGGCUCGGCUAG